Sorex fumeus (smoky shrew) is the source of this 1542-nucleotide messenger RNA. RefSeq names its product SYS1 golgi trafficking protein (gene SYS1). Gene Ontology annotation, cellular component: Golgi membrane; trans-Golgi network. The record is from RefSeq and is a predicted model, not a curated record. The coding region runs from base 219 to 689 and encodes 156 amino acids. NCBI's taxonomy places the organism in Eukaryota, Metazoa, Chordata, Mammalia, Eulipotyphla, Soricidae. The transcript has 4 exons. Gene Ontology annotation, biological process: Golgi to endosome transport; Golgi to plasma membrane protein transport; protein localization to Golgi apparatus.
CCCACCGCCCCCGGAAGCGCUUCCUCCUCCGCGGCCGCUCCUGCCGCUACCGCUGGCGCUGGCGCUUGGCCUCUCUAGGCCCCGGGCGGGGAGGGCGGCUCCUCCAUGGUCCGGCCUGUCCGCCGGGGGUCACGGACCGGCCGCUGAGGCCAGCGUGGCUCGGGGGCGCUGCGACCCUGUCGUUCCGUCUCCGGUGCGGGGCGGGCCCGGGGGGCGGCAUGGCGGGCCAGUUCCGCAGCUACGUCUGGGACCCUCUGCUGAUCCUGUCGCAGAUCGUCCUCAUGCAGACCGUCUACUACGGCUCGCUGGGCCUGUGGCUGGCCCUGGUGGACGGGCUGGUGCGCAGCAGCCCGUCGCUGGACCAGAUGUUCGAUGACCAGAUCCUGGGCUUCUCCACGCCCCCCGGCCGCCUCUCCAUGAUGUCGUUCGUCCUCAACGCCCUGACCUGCGCCCUGGGCUUGCUGUACUUCAUCCGGCGAGGGAAGCAGUGCCUGGAUUUCACUGUCACUGUGCACUUCUUCCAUCUCCUGGGCUGCUGGUUCUACAGCUCCCGCUUCCCCUCGGCGCUCACCUGGUGGCUGGUGCAGGCCGUGUGCAUCUCGCUCAUGGCCGUGAUCGGGGAGUACCUGUGCAUGCGGACGGAGCUCAAGGAGAUCCCCCUCAACUCGGCCCCCAAGUCCAAUGUCUAGAAUCGGGUCCCGUGGACGCCCUGCGGGGGCGCCAGGCUACUCAGACUCUGCACCGGAGCCCGUGGGUGUGGGAGACGGCGGUGAGAGUCCCUGAAGAAGGCAGCUCGCUGGAGCCGGAUCACGGCUGCGAGGACGCCCCGUCUGCCCACGCCUCCGUGUCCGCGUGGGAGUCAGCACAGGGAUCUCCGUUGGGGGAGGAACAGGACCCCAAUCGUGUCGCUCUGGGGCCGCCAUAGACCUGUCCACCAGCCUGUUAGUUUUUAAAAGCGGGGAGAAAAAAAUCAAGGAUAUUUGAUUGGCCAAACCUCCCUCCCUGGGACCGCUGUUCGCCGGGCUGUGUUGCCGGAGCGCAGCCGCUCUGUAUGGAGAAACGCCUCGUUUCUGGAGUCAGAGCCUCAGGAGGAGAUGGAGGUCCCAAGCCCUGGCUGAUGUGAGGGAGAGCACGGCAGAGGGAGGAGCCAAAGGGAGGAGCCUGCACAAGGAAACACGCCCCCCCAGCUCUGCCUGUGGCUCUGUGCCCUCACCUCUGAGCCCGGCCAGCCUCCAGCUUUCAGGGCCCCGGAGCAGGACCCCGGGACUGCUCCUUGCCUGCCCUGGUGAUGAGUCCCUGCCCGUGCUCCAGAAACGGCCUGGCAGCCCACGCCUCGCCCGCUGGACCUCCUCGCGGGUCCUCGUUUCUUUUUCCUGCCUUACUCGGGACUCUGCAGUGGGCCAGACCCGCCCUCCCGGCUCGGGCUGUGCCAUUGUCCCAGGGAGCUGGGACCGUGCCGCUGAGAUUGUGUCCUGGGGGCGGCCUUGGGUAUCCUCUGUGAGGGGCUUGUCCUUCCCGUGUACAUAAACGCAGUAUUUUCCA